AUGAAGGCCUCUGUCCUGUCCGCCCUCGCCCUCCUGCCUCUGGCUUUCGGCGCAGCCCUCCCCAAGCCAAAGAAGGUCGACUACACCGGCUUCAAGGGCAUUCGCGUGAAUCUGCCUGAAGAUGAUCAGGAGGCGAGGCACCAGAUCAGCAAGCUCGCUGCCAGCGUCCUGAACCCUGGCUCUCACGAGGCCCUCGACAUUGUCGUGUCGCCCGAAAACGUAGACGCCGUCUCGCGCCUCGCCACCAACACCACCAUCCUCGUCGAAGAUAUUGGCGCUGCUUUCGCUGAGGAGGACACGGCGUCCCUCUAUGCUGUCCCCAGCGAGACGUGGUUCACGACCUACCACAGCUAUGCCGACCACCUGACCUUCCUCAACGACCUCCAGUCUAGCUUCCCCACGCAGUCGGAGAUCUUCACCACCGGCUCCUCGUUCCAGGGCCGCGCUCUGACGGGCAUUCACAUCUGGGGCAGCGGCGGCAAGGGCUCCAAGCCGGCCGUCAUCUUCCAUGGCACCGUUCACGCUCGCGAGUGGAUCAGCACGAUGACCACCGAGUAUAUGGCCUACCAGCUGCUGACCAAGUACGCCACCGACACCGGCGUCAAGGCCGCCGUCGACAAGUUCGACUACUACAUCAUCCCCGUCCUGAACCCCGACGGUUUCGUCUACACCCAGACCACCAACCGCCUGUGGCGCAAGAACCGCCAGACCCUGAGCGGAAGCUCCUGCGUCGGCCGCGACCCCAACCGCAACUGGCCCUACAAGUGGGAGGUCACCGGCGGCGCCUCGACCGACCCCUGCUCUGAGACCUUCAAGGGCCGCGCUGCCGCCGAUGCCCCCGAGAUUCGGGGUGCCAAGGCCCAGGUCGACACGCUCGCCGCCGGCCGUGGCAUCAGGUUCUACAUCGACUUCCACUCGUACGGACAGUACAUCCUCUGGCCCUUCGGCUACAGCUGCUCCGUCGUCGCUCCCGACGACUCGGCCCUGUCCGCCAUGGCCUCCCGCGGCGCCAGCGCCAUCCGCGCCGUCUCUGGAACUGCCUACACCAUCGGAAACGCCUGCCGCGCGCUGUAUGCCACCACCGGCGACAGCACCGACUACCUCCACGGUGUCGCCAAGUCGACCUACACGUACACACUUGAGCUCCGCGACAAGGGCACCAACGGCUUCUCUCUGCCUGCCAGCCAGAUCCAGCCCACCGUUCGGGAGACCUGGGCGGGUGUCCUUGCGAUGCUGCGCGCUGCUUAA
Messenger RNA from Verticillium alfalfae VaMs.102, 1248 nucleotides. Its product is annotated as zinc carboxypeptidase A. The transcript is spliced from 5 exons. Bases 1 to 1248 code for a protein of 415 amino acids. Gene Ontology annotation, molecular function: metallocarboxypeptidase activity; zinc ion binding. Gene Ontology annotation, biological process: proteolysis. The record is from RefSeq and is a predicted model, not a curated record. Lineage: Eukaryota; Fungi; Ascomycota; Sordariomycetes; Glomerellales; Plectosphaerellaceae.